AUGCCUCUUUCUAUUGGCCUGGAAAUCGAAGGUGUGGCUCUGAAGCCAGUCAACUCUGCUCUCGAGUUCCCUCCUGGAUCGGAGAAGCAACUCUUCAUCAUUGUCGAAAGUCUUCGCCGCGCCGGUCUUUCUUCUCGCGUCUACCUGCCUUCGUCCACUCGUGGUGCUGGACCUGACUACAGCAUCUGGAAUGUUACCAUGGAUGUUACUGUGAGCGAACUUACCUCUGGCUCGGAGUUUGAGAACUCCAAGUUUCUUCGACGCUUUGGGUUUGAAAUCGUCACUCCCAUCUUUCGAAACAUUCAAGAUGAUGCUUGGAUGGCUCAACUCCAUGCUGGGCUUGAUGCAGUUGGGAAAGCUGUUUGCUGGAAGGCAAACCGAAGCACUGGCCUUCAUGUCCACGUUGGACGUGAAGGUGACACUACCAAGUACUCCCUGGUCGAAGUCCAGAAGAUCGCGAUGUUUUACUGUCGCUUUGAAGUCUACGACAGAAUUGGUGCUUCGGGCAGCAUCGAGGAUGUCUGCAAGCUUGUCAACCACUGUCCUGGUGAGACAAACUAUGAUGGUUACCAUGAUUCGCGCUUCUUCAAGGUGAACUUCACUUCUCUACAAAAGCAUGACACGAUCGAGUUUCGUCAGCAUGAGGGAACAGUGGAUGGCAAGCAGAUGAUCAAAUGGAUCAAGUUCAUCACCAAGUUUGUGAACUUCGCCAUCUCUGCCCCAAUGAACACCAUCACUUCACCUGGUGAAAGUUUCGAACAUCUUCGCCAGCUGAUCGUUCCUCCCAAUAACUAA
This is a messenger RNA of Fusarium mangiferae, 795 nucleotides long. RefSeq lists its product as uncharacterized. The record is from RefSeq and is a predicted model, not a curated record. Bases 1 to 795 code for a protein of 264 amino acids. NCBI's taxonomy places the organism in Eukaryota, Fungi, Ascomycota, Sordariomycetes, Hypocreales, Nectriaceae. The transcript has 3 exons.